Molecule: messenger RNA, 1593 nt
Organism: Aspergillus pseudotamarii
Lineage: Eukaryota; Fungi; Ascomycota; Eurotiomycetes; Eurotiales; Aspergillaceae
Product: HET domain-containing protein
Exons: 1
Coding region: 1-1593 (530 amino acids)
Source: RefSeq, a predicted model, not a curated record
AUGCUUCAAACGACCACGGAGAACCUCCCAAAAAUGCGUAUGCCAGGGGCAUUCAGUACACAGAACGUGACCCUGCCACGGACCGUACGAGAUGCGAUGGCUCUGGUUAAGGACCUGGGGUAUCGGUUCCUAUGGGUGGAUGCAUUAUGCAUUGUUCAAGACGCCCCAAACAAGAGUGAUCAAAUACAAGUGAUGAACUUGAUAUACAGGCGAGCCAGGUUGACCAUUGUGGCGAUGGUGGGCGAGAACGCUGACAGUGGUCUCCCAGGCAUCAUGCAGGGAACUCAUAUUGGGCCCCCAACUGCGGUAAUUGAUGGAUACACGUUGCAAGCCGGGCCACCAUCUUUCGAAUUCGAGUUGAAGAGAUCGCUUCAUUCCACCCGUGGCUGGACCUAUCAAGAAGUUCUCCUUUCUCCCAGAUGUCUAUUUAUCUCGCGGUAUCAGGUUUACUUCCGCUGCACCAACGGAGUCUCGGUUCAGUUUACAGAUCCCUACUCACUUAACCCGAUUACUACCCUGGUAUGGCCUACUUCAGUCAGGUCUGAGGAUGCUGAAAUACUCAUUGAAGGCUAUGAGCGAUACGUGGAGGUUUACACGCGCCGACAGUUGACAUAUGACAAUGAUAUCCUCAAUGCCUUUACCGCCAUCCUACAGGAGUUGUCGCUCAUAUUCUCAGUUACAUUCCAUGAUGCGAUUCCCAAUCUGAAUAUCGUGCGCGCUCUGCUUUGGUGCCCAACUUGUGAAACUUCUCCCGAAAGGCGUUCCUCCGUCACCAACCCAUGUGCUGACUCUACUCCUUAUUUCCCGAGCUGGUCAUGGCUAGGGUGGAAGGGGCCGGUCACCUAUUAUAUCGCAAACUUUGGGAAGUUACGGAAUGAGACAUGUAUGCGUGGCCUCCUACCCCAGGCAUCGCUUUUUUGGAAGCCAGCCAUGUCAACAGCGUUCCAGAAAAUAGAGACCUCCGACACCAAAACAAUCAAACGGGAGGAAAAGGAAGUGAGAUGCGGCCGUUACAAUUGCCAGACCACACUAGUGGGCACGGGCAGGACUCCACACAUAAAGGUCGAAGAUGUACCCUAUAGGAACCUCGCGGAGAGAAGCCCAAAUGAACACCUCAUGGGACCUGGAAGCCCGCAACACCUUCCAGAAAAGUUCAUUAAUCUAUCGAUUCUCCAAUUCCGUGCUUCCACAGUCAUGGCCCGAGGCUACUACUUUGGAGAGUGUCAAUAUAAAUCUUGGAUGACUGAUAAAUGCAACGAGAUGGACGUCUUACCGAUCUACGACAUUCAGAGACGGCAGUGCGGUGGCUUUUUCAAUCCUGCGAUUCCCACCCUUACGUCUGACGAGUCCCAGCAAUUUGCUAUCAUAGCUAUGAGUGUUUCCCCUGCAGUGUGCCUUCCUUAUAAGGAACUUAUUGACAGGUCCUAUGGCUUUAUGGGUAUCGAUGAAGAAAAGUGCAUGUGCAUCCUACAUGUCAUGUUAGUCAGGUUUCAUGGGGAGGUAGCAGAGCGUGUCGCGACAGGCAUGAUGCAUCCUAGAGCCUGGAAGGAUGCAGAGCCAGGUCCAGAAUAUAGACUUAUCAAUCUGGCGUGA